Molecule: messenger RNA, 1158 nt
Organism: Hyaloscypha bicolor E
Lineage: Eukaryota; Fungi; Ascomycota; Leotiomycetes; Helotiales; Hyaloscyphaceae
Exons: 2
Coding region: 1-1158 (385 amino acids)
Biological process (GO): intracellular calcium ion homeostasis; calcium ion transmembrane transport
Cellular component (GO): membrane
Molecular function (GO): calcium, potassium:sodium antiporter activity; calcium channel activity
Source: RefSeq, a predicted model, not a curated record
AUGGAGUGGAACUGGGAGAGCAUCGGCUACAAUAGCUGCUGCUUAAUCUCAGGCCUCUUCGUUUUCCAAAAUGGCGCAGACCUCUUCAUCGACCACGGUGAAAUCAUCGCACAACGCGCUGGCGUUUCAGAGACGCUGGUGGCUCUGCUCAUAGCAGGAUCAGAAUGGGAAGAGCUCGCUGUCGUCGUGGCAUCGAUCCUGCAGAAUCACUCCUCCAUUGGCCUGGGCAAUGUAGUCGGGUCCUCCAUCUCUAACAUCCUAGGCGCUUUCGCCCUCGGACUCCUCCUCUUCCCCGAGCACGUCAUCGUCUUCGAUCGCAGCUCGAAGAUAUAUGCUGGGGCAUUGUUCUUGGUCACAACUGUCUUCACGCUGCUAGCAUAUGGCGGGCGUCUGGAUUUCACCGGCGGGAUCUUCUUCCUGGUCUUUUUCGCGAUAUAUCUGUUCUCCAUGGGCUCAGCAGUCUACGAGGGAUUUCUGACUGCUCCGCAAGAUGGCGAAGACGAAGAGACACCAAACGAGGCUGAACGUCCAAGACUGAAUAUCUCGAUCUACAGUGCAACGCUGCAAGUCCCUCCAUCUGAAGUGUCACCCUUGAUGUCUCCGAUUUCCCCGAUUUCCCCACGCCCCUUGUACCAGCGGAGAUCAACCCUCAUAAACGACAUAAGAGAGAACACCCGAGGGCCAACACAGUACCGCCUCGUUUACCACCUAACGAUGUUUGUGGUUGGACUCAUGGCUCUCUCUCUAUCCGGCUACGUUCUCUCACACAGUGCCAGCGCCCUCGCGGUUGAUUUCCACCUGAACGGCACUCUUGUUGGCAUGACGAUCCUCGCUUUCGCUACCACGCUCCCAGAGAAGCUUCACUCGACACUCGAAGGCGUGAAGGGGCAUAGCGGCAUGUUGGUUGCUACCACAGCUGGAUCAAACAUCUUCCUCCUCACUCUCUGCUUGGGUGUGCUCUUUAUCUCGCAGGGCGAGGGAGAAUAUAGCAGAGAGCUGGGCGAUGAGUUGUUAGGCUUCGAGGUAUGGACUGCGUGGACCUGUUCCCUGGUAUUGGCCAUUAUUGUGUUUAUGGGUGGCCGGCGGUGGAUGGGUCCGUUAUUGUUGGGGGGCUAUGUGGCGUUCAUUGGGUCGGAGCUUUAUGUUUUCAAAAGAUGA